Molecule: messenger RNA, 2064 nt
Organism: Aspergillus sclerotioniger CBS 115572
Lineage: Eukaryota; Fungi; Ascomycota; Eurotiomycetes; Eurotiales; Aspergillaceae
Exons: 5
Coding region: 1-2064 (687 amino acids)
Biological process (GO): positive regulation of transcription by RNA polymerase II
Cellular component (GO): nucleus
Molecular function (GO): transcription cis-regulatory region binding; zinc ion binding; DNA-binding transcription factor activity, RNA polymerase II-specific
Source: RefSeq, a predicted model, not a curated record
AUGACACCCAGAAUUCAUCUCGUUCGGCACGCAGAGGGAUACCAUAACCUCGGCUUCACGUACUGGAACAUUCCCGACCCGCUACUCACCAACCACGGAAAGCGGCAGUGCUUGGCGCUUCGUCAAAGCUUUGCUGCCAUGCCAUCGGUGGAGUUGGUGGUUAGUUCGCCUUUGCGUCGUGCUAUCUAUACCGGGAUUGAGGGGUUUUGCAGUGAGUGGGAGGGGCAGGAGCGGAAAUUGAUUGCUCUGCCGGAUUUGCAAGAACUGAGUAGUUUUCCUUGUGAUGUUGGGAGCAGUGUGAGUGAUUUGAAAGCCGAGAUGGAGGGGGAAAGAUUGCCGGUUGAUUUGAGCUUGGUUGGUGAAGCAUGGAGAGACAAGACGGGAAGGUUUGCACCCACGCGAGAAAGGAUCACCGCGCGGUGUGGAGAUCUUCGCCAUUGGCUGCACGCACGGCCCGAGAAGGAAAUCGUGGUGGUCUCACAUGGAGGUCUGUUACAUUUCUUGACUGAAGACUGGGAAGAUGGAUGCACAUUUGAAGGUACCGGCUGGCACAAUGCCGAGUUCCGCACAUACGAGUUCACCAGGGGAAUCCAAUUGGAAGAGACGCAGGAAUCCCGCCGGCGGCGCGGAAAGUCGGGACCGCCGCUGACUGGCCCGGAGCAGCAGGCGAUGCGGGAUCGGUUAAUGACUAGUCAGCUUACCCACUCGCACAACCUUGCAAAUCUGUACAUAGCAUCACCAUCACCUGCUCUCAUGUCCACGCGGGCGAGCAUCACUGCAGAUAAAGACUGCCCUAAAUGCCGAACCCGUCGCAUCAACUGCGACCGGGCAGUGCCGGCCUGUCGCAAAUGCAUUUCUCGUGGAUUCUCCUGUCCCGGCUACGGCCUCAUUCUCAAAUGGAACCAAGGCGUAGCCAGUAGAGGCCGACUGGCGGGAAGGCAGCUGCCUGUACUCGAUCAGGCGGUGACCAUGUCCGAACUGAUGCAUCAUUACCAUCAGCACGUAUCGGCGAAGCUGGCGUGGGUGGAUGGGCCCACGAACCCAUGGAGACUGGUCAUCAUUCCGCUGGCGGGGGCCUCUCCGACCGUCCUCCAUGCCGUGCUGGCCCUGGCUUCGGAAGACCUCGCGGCGAGAUUUCCGCCCGACCAUCCGCGCCGCCAGUGUUUGCAGAGGGUCUCGGAAUGCCGGCGGAACCAGGCGUUGACCUGGCUGGCGCAGUUGAUCCGUCGUAUGAGGGAAGAGGGUUCCUCCAGCGAGGCGCAGUGUGCCUUGGCUGCCACGCUGAUCCUCUAUAAUGUCGAGCUGCUCGGCGCGUCCACCCAGUGGCGAAUGCACCUGGAAGCUGCACGCGUCAUCCGUCAAUGGAAGGAGCAGGCUUUUACACAUCGCUCAGAGACGGAUGCCUUUUUGGUCUACGAGCAGUACUAUGCCAGUGUUUUUGCGGGACUUACAACAUUUGAUUCAUUGACCGACUAUGAGACGGGCCUUGAAUACGACAACAAUGCCAUCUUCAGUGACUUUGUCAGUAUCAUUAGCCAAGUGACGCGCCUCGAGCGACUGAAACACAAUCAGCAAUAUGCCGUUGAGUCUUCAUUGCUCGACACCAUGAUACAGGAUCUGGAGGCCGCCAAAGCGCGCAUGCUCCAACUGGGUUUCACGCUCCGCUGGCAGACAGACGAUGCGCGGACCAGUUUUCAGCACCUGGUGUGGAUCUUCUACUAUGCUGUCCUAAUCUAUGUCUAUCACGUACUGGCCGAUGGCUCUCUAGAUACAACCCUUCAGUCCUGGAGAGACUCGAUUCUUACCCAUUUAUCCCUUCUCCCGGACAAGCGUGCAUUUGCACAAGACCUGGUGUGGCCGCUGUUCAUUGCAGGCACCGAGUGUCGCGGAUGUCCACAGAAACAAGACAUUGUGGCCCACGAACUCGAACUGGUGAUGGAAAUUAGCGGCACGUUGGAUCGACGCAACGUGUUGUCGUUUCUGCGGCAGUUCUGGUCAGAGAGUAGCGGCACGUGGAUUCAACUCAUGCGACAGUCGCCAGAGCGGCGAAUGCUAAUACUGUGA